Rhinocladiella mackenziei CBS 650.93 is the source of this 1476-nucleotide messenger RNA. RefSeq lists its product as uncharacterized. The coding region runs from base 1 to 1476 and encodes 491 amino acids. Lineage: Eukaryota; Fungi; Ascomycota; Eurotiomycetes; Chaetothyriales; Herpotrichiellaceae. The transcript has a single exon. The record is from RefSeq and is a predicted model, not a curated record. Gene Ontology annotation, cellular component: mitochondrion. Gene Ontology annotation, molecular function: manganese ion binding; metalloaminopeptidase activity.
AUGUCUAUGCGGAGGACAUUACGGCAGACGCUCAAACUCCAGUGCGCCAAUAAUGUCCUCCCUUUCCGUCUCACACGACCAGCUUUCCGCAGUUAUAAUACCCUCACUCUCAAUGCCGCCGACCUGUCGUUCGGUCAACCGGUCCAUGAGACUCAUCCACAUAUCCUCCAGCCAGGAGAGCUGACUCCAGGAAUCACCGCCCAAGAAUAUGCAAAUCGUCGAACAAGACUCGCGACCAGGCUGCCAGACAAGGGGAUUGCAAUUGUCGCAGCCUCUGACAUCCAAUUCCGUUCUGGUGGCGCCUUUUACGAAUUUCACCAAGAUCCCGAUUUCUUCUACUUGACUGGUUUCAACGAGCCUGAAGCUCUUGCAGUCAUCGGGAAAGAUGCCACGGGCACAGAUCACACAUUUCACCUUUACGUGCGAGAGAAAGACCCUCGAGCGGAGAUAUGGGACGGUGCCAGAUCAGGUACGCAGGCUGCCAGCGAUGUGUUCAACGCAGAUGAGACGGGAGACAUCACAAAGCUUAAGAAAGUUCUCCCAGAUCUGGUAGGCGAGGCCUCACAAGUGUACACAGACCUCACCGCUCCGGAUCCCAAUCAAUCGGCUCUGCGGCGAUUUCUCUAUGGAAUACCCCGGAAGACUACUGAAUUCGCCAGGCUCAUCGAAUCCAGUAAGGUGCAUCGCCUUCGACCGAUCAUGAACGAUCUACGAGCUUUCAAGAGCCCCGCCGAGAUAGAAGUCAUGCGCAAAGCUGGGAGAGCGUCGGGGCGUGCACAUACAGAAGCCAUGAGAGCAGCGUGGACGCGAGAAAAAGAACUCGACUCAUAUCUCCGCUAUCGGCUUGCCGCGAACGGGAGCGACACCAUUGCUUUUGAACCUGUCGUCGCCGGUGGAAGGAAUGCGCUCAGCAUUCAUUACGUGCGCAAUGAUGAUGUUCUGCAGGACCACGAACUGGUGCUGGUAGAUGGUGGUGGGAAAUAUGGAGGCUACAUUGCCGACAUCACACGAACCUGGCCUGUAACUGGUAAAUUCAGCGACGCACAGCGAGAUCUUUACCAGGCGGUCCUCACGGUGCAAAGGUCCUUGAUUUCUCUCUGUCGAGGCAGUGCGAACCUGUCUCUCGACAAACUCCACAGUGUUGCGGAGGAAUAUCUCUCGAAUGAACUGAGACAAAUCGGAUUCGACAUGUCAUCCCAAGCCAUUGAGACACUAUUCCCGCACCACUUGAGCCACUACAUCGGCCUGGACGUGCACGACACGGUUGGCUAUACGAGGAAGACUGUCCUGCAAGAGGGACAUUGUAUCACUAUUGAGCCGGGGAUUUACGUACCAGAUGAUGAGCGCUGGCCGAAACAUUUCAGAAACAUGGGUGUGCGGAUCGAAGACAGCGUCAGUGUGCAAGAAGAGAACCCCUUUGUUUUGACGACUGAGGCAGUUAAAGAGAUAGUCGAUAUUGAGGCACUGAGAGAUUGA